Molecule: messenger RNA, 9555 nt
Organism: Sycon ciliatum
Lineage: Eukaryota; Metazoa; Porifera; Calcarea; Leucosolenida; Sycettidae
Exons: 34
Coding region: 3-9005 (3000 amino acids)
Biological process (GO): cell-matrix adhesion
Cellular component (GO): neuron projection
Molecular function (GO): calcium ion binding; protein binding
Source: RefSeq, a predicted model, not a curated record
CAAUGCCAGUAAUUUUGUUUCCUAGUUUUCAAUCAAAACAGUUCACUGUGUCUAUUACUCCCACUGUGGGUAACUAUAACCCCAAGAAAUGUUGUUACGGAGUGGAAAGGAAGUCUAUUUCUGGCAUAACCAGUGAAUCAGUGAAGAGAAUAUCAGGUUGCACUGCUGUUACCAUGCCUGGCAAAUUUGACGCACAGAUGUAUGAUAUGAAUAUGUUAGAAGAAGAUUCAAACUUCGAAGUUGUUGCCUAUUUUACAAAUGGAAACGAUGUAGAUGGCCUCAGCACAGCAUCUCGAGUUACUACCACCGCUGACGAUCCAGACGAUUUAACAUCAGUCACUGUGACUGUGAUGGCAACUACUCUAACUCUAGAAUGGGCGCCUCUGACUAACCAACAAUGGAAUGCAGGGGGUACUAGAGUGUACACUGUUUCAUGUCCUAAACCAUUGCCAGAUAUGGGAACAGCAAGAGCAUCAGCAGCAGCUACUGAUACUACUGGAGCUCUACUCACUGCCAAUGUGAUUGCAACAGUUAAUCAGCUGAGGCAUGCUACAGCAUAUACAUGCACUGUAACAGCUUCCACAACCUACCUCGGCUCCGUCUACAGUAAAACAAAAGCUGUUAUGGGUACUACCACUGAAGACAGUCCACCAAUGCCAGCAAUAUCUUUUUCGAAGAUUCAAUCAAAACAGUUCACUGUCUCUAUUACUCCCGCUGCGGGUAACUAUAACCCCAAGAAAUGGUGUUACGGAGUGGACAGGAAAUCUAUUUCUGGCAUACCCAGUACCUCAGUGAAGAGAGCAUCAGACAGUUGCACUGCUGUUAUAACUGCUGACCUAUUUGCCGCACAGACAGGUACUAUCGAUAAUUUAGAAGAGGAUUCAAUCUUCCAAGUUGUUGCCUAUUUUACAAAUGGAAACGAUGCAGGUGGCCCCAGUAUAACAUCUCCAGUUACUACCACCGCUGACGAUCCAAAAACAGUAAUGUCAGUCACUGUGAACCCAAACCCAACUUCUCUGGUGGUAAUGUGGACUCCUCUGACUAACACACAGUGGAAUGCAGCGGGUACUAGAGAGUACGUCGUUUCAUGUCCGAGAUCAUCAUCAUUAGCACCAGCCAUAGCAACAGUACAAGCUACUGAUUCUAACGGUGAUCUGAUCCCUACCUCUUUAACUGCAACGGUAAUGAGUCUAACCCAUGCUACAACGUACACAUGCACUGUAACAGCCCGCGCAAGCUACACAACACCAACCAAGAGUUUCUCGAGCACGGAGACUUUUGUGGGUGCUACCACUCAAACACAGCCUCCUACGCCAAUUUUGAUGACGAUAGCAAACAAUAAAUUCAUUACUUUGAGCAUCCAAGUGGCCAUCGGUAAAUAUAACCUGAAGGAAGUUUGCUAUUCUCAUGUGUUAUCCUGGAUUUCGGGAACUGCACCUUCAACAACGGCAUCUCCCAGUCCUACUUCGCCUUGUGUCAUGUCAAGUACGGGCACAGGAGGGAAUACUGUCCAAAAUAUGACUCAUCACACAGUAACGAUUAAAUAUGGAUACGAUAGUUCUUCAGCAGCAGGGACACUGGAGGAUGAUGCAACAUAUUCAUUCACGGAUAUUUAUGUGAAGAAUACAGGGACUGGAACAUCUGGCCAUUUAGCAGGUCCUAUUACUGGAGCAACAAAUCCUGCAGAUCCAGAAACCGUAAUGUCAGUCACUGUGAAUCCAGCCCCAACUUCUCUGGAUGUAACGUGGACUGCUCUGACUAAUUUACAGUGGAAUGCAGCAGGUACUAGAGAGUACGUCGUUUCAUGUACACCACCAGCACUAUCAGCAACAACAACAGUACAAGCUACUGAUUUUAGCGGUGUUCUACUCCCUGGCAAUGUAACUGCAGUGGUUGAUGGUCUAACCCAUGCUACAAUGUACACAUGCACUGUUACAGCCCGCGCAAGUUACACAACACCAACCAUGAGAUUCUUGAGCACGGAGACUGUUGCGGGUAAUACCACUGAAGCACAGCCUCCUACGCCAAGUCUGACAACAGCAGGAGGCAAUAAAUUGAUCACUUUGACAAUCACAGUGAAUACCGGUGAUUAUAACCUUGGCGCUGUUUGCUAUACUCCCGUACUAUCCACAAUUUCUGGAAUUUCACAGACUUCUUCUAGUUCACCCGAGAUAUGUGUCAUGUCAACAACAAUGAACACUGAAACCAAUCGCACGGGUCAUACAGUGACCAUUUCACAUGGACAGAGUGGUACAGUAGGCAUACUGGAGGAGGAUGCAGUAUAUUCAUUCAGCAACAUCAAUGUACAGAAUACAUUGGCUCCGCCUUUGAAGUCUAUGGUGUUGAGCGGACCUAUUACUGGGACAACACAGCCUGCAUCUCCUAUUGCCCAACCAACUAUGUUAAGAGCGCGCCAAAUGGAUACCAAUCAAACCCAUAUUCGUAUAAUUUGGCAGAACUCAUCAACGGUUACUGAGCUCAAUGGACGUUUUCUUAAUUUUGUGGUGCAACACAAACUCGCAACGGACAAACUCUACAUGGAAAACAAUGUAGAUGCAACUGACUACUGGAUAACAGGAUUGACCUUUGGUAAAACAUAUAACAUUGGAGUUGCUUACCGUUCAUCUGGUGGAACCGGUAGUUAUACGGAAAUAAAUGUGGACACUUCUCCAGCAGAGAUACCGAUAGUUGAAGCCACGCCACAAAUUAUAUAUAGUGCUGGUAGUCAAAUCAUCACAGCAUGUUUUUUGAAAACUCAAUAUCCUCAUCCCACGGCUGCGGAGGUCACUUGGACCAACCCUCAGUUAACAGGUUUAAUCACGUAUAAAUCCCUUGGAACUGGAAAUUCAACAUGUCUCACUGCAACGUUAACAUUGUCCGGUAUGCUUCGUGAGGCAUCCGGUAAUUACACAGUAACUGCAAGCACAGCUGGUGGAAGUGCCAGCACUACCAUCACAGUGUCUGUUCUCUCUCCGCCAAUUAUCACCUACCCUGAAGACAACUCCAUCAUACAUGUGAAGGAAGGAACUAAUUUUAGUAUUGACUGUGAUGCUAAUGGAAAUCCGGCGCCAGCAUUGAAGAUUCUGGAUGCAAAUAGAACAGAACUUAAAAAUCUAUCUGCAGGGACGGUGAUAAAUGAUUUGAAAAAAGUAACCCUCCGUCAUACAUUUCAGAACAUUAACCGUAACAAAUCGGCUGUAUAUACAUGCACAGCUGAAAAUCACCAAGUGAAUUCAUCCCUUAAUACAUCAGUCGAAGUUGACGUACAAUAUCCUCCGGAGAACUGCUCAUUUGCCAGCAGCAGACAACUGGUCUACAUUCCCUUGCACAACCAAUCAAUUCAAAUUUCUUGUGAGUGCGGCGCACAUCCAGUGCCCUCUUACCAUCAUACAGUUGAGAAAUUGUAUGGCCCAUUGCUCCAGCGAAAAGUGACCAAUAAUGUUACGAUGGCCAAGUAUCAAUACAGCAUUGAUGUAGACCCUGUCAGUGCUGGUAAGUAUCAAUGCAGAGUUUCAAACAACGCAUCUACCACGGCUGAAGAAUACAAUUCCAAUUUUACUUUAGAAAUUUUUGCUGCUCCGCACAUGUCAUUCAGUAACAACUCAGUCGCUGAGGGCAAUAACAUCACGGUGAACUGUACUGUUCUCGGCUUCCCUGCGCCACGUGGCAUCAUUUGGAGAUUUCCCAACAGAACCAUUGUCCCUGACAAUUAUAAAACCAACGCUUCUAUCGUAGAAGAAGUGAAGCUAGAUGAGAUUCUGGGAUUGUACAAAGCGGUCACAUCGCUGACCAUCACAGACGCGUCUGCGUCGGAUAAUCUUGCUUACACAUGCGAGGCACACAAUGGAAUCACAACACGCAAUAGGGACAUUGUAUUCCAUGGCCACAGUGACUCAACGGCUACAGCCACAGUAGCUAUUGAUGUCCAUGGUGACACAAGUUUGCACAUGGACUUGCCGAGAGCACUGUCCUACCAUGUCAUGGAGGAAGUUGUAGUCAAGUGCACUGUAGCCGGUAAUCCUCUGCCGACCAUCGAGUGGUUCAGCACAGCAUCUACCUUCAACAACAAAACACAAACCGUCCAGAAUGGCAACAUCACCAAGGACAGGAAUGAGACUGCCAAGGUGGCCUACAGCGUGCUACAUAUUCACAACGUAUCUCUCGCAGACGCUGGUCUCUACUGGUGUUCCCAUGCUAACACUGUGCACCGGAACGAGUCAUCACAGCUCAAUCUCACCGUCUUCGCAUCGCCGAGCAACACUCGUAUUUCUCCAACAAUAACAGUUAAUGAGUCAGCCAAUGUUGUAAUUGAGUGUGAAUACCAUGGUUAUCCACAGCCCGCUAUCACGUGGCAUACUCCAUCUGAGGAACUGCAGAACUCUUCGGACGUCAACUUUGCGGCAGGUGCACCUGUCACCCUGGCCAGCGGUAUGAUAUCCGUCAGAUCGAACCUCUCUUUGACUAAUGUCACCAGAAACAACUUGCUGAACUACACCUGUGUCGCUCACAAUGGCGUUGGUAACCGGCUGGCCGCAGACUAUACCGGUCCUCUUGUGUCUUCUACAUAUUCGUCCUCGGCCACUGUCAGCUUGAAUGUCCUCUUCCCAGCCACAUUGGAAUUAGACCUUCAAGAAACUAUCCAACUCGAUAACAUGCAGAACUACUCUGUGACAUGCUCAGCAUCUGGCAAUCCAUUGCCGCAACUGGUUUGGAACACCACUGCACCCAUGUUCCGUACAAACCUGACAGGCCACGUGCGCACCAGGACAGUGGGACAGAUCGUCACUGGUUUACUUGACAUUAGAAGCGCUAACGGCACUUUCCAUGAUGGCCAGUAUGCUUGCACAUUCGAAAAUUCAUUCAAGAGAGUGGACACCAAUUGGGCUAAUCUGACAGUUGACGAAAUUGAUGAAUGCUUGUCCAAACCAUGUAAGAAUGGAGCCACAUGUACGCAAGGCAUAGCGUCAUACAUGUGUUCAUGUGCAGCUGGCUAUACAGAUAGGAACUGUAACGUACUGACCAGAGAUUAUGAUGAAUGUUUAUCUAACCCAUGCAAGAACAAUGCCACGUGCGUUGAUGGCAUCUUCAAAUUUACCUGCCGAUGUCCAGCUGGGUUUACCGGUGCUACUUGCGAAUCAUUGCUGGACUGCCCAGCAUUUAAGACACGCGAUCAUACAGGCAUUUUCUGCAAGGACUGUACCUGCUACCAACAGGGCUCGCAGAGCUGUGACAUGAGUAACGGCACGUGCUAUUGCAAUAAUCUAAUCUCUGGAGACAACUGCGACACGUGUGCCAAUGGCUAUUACCAAUCGAGUGGCAGACUGGAUAGCUGCGCUAGCUGUGGGUGCACGGCCAAUCGAACAAUGAACGGUACGAUCUGUGACGCAAAUACCGGCUCUUGCCUCUGCCUGCCGCAGUACACCGGAGACAAGUGCCAGUUCUGUAGCAGAGGUUAUUACAAGAACUCCACCAGCAGGGAUUGUGCUGCAUGUGCCUGCUCUACCGGAGGCUCAGUUGGCACCUCUUGCCAUGUCCUUACAGGGCAGUGCACAUGUCGCCCUGGCUUUGCUGGCCGUGACUGCAGUCAGUGUGCUGCUGGACAUUUCCAAGCUGACUCGUCGCACAUGGCAUGUGUAGACCUCAAAUCAUCAACCACUUGUCAAGCCUGUCAUUGCUCUAAGGAUGGUGCUAAUGGCACCAGUUGUGCAGCUGGUACUGGCAAGUGUCAGUGCAAUGAGGGAUAUAUUGGUGAUAAGUGUGACGUAUGCGCUAACCCGGAUCAAUUCCACGUCUCAAAUGGUGGUUGCCAAGACAUCAGCAAGGAGAUGUACCUGCCAAAUACAACAACCAUCGAGGGCGAACAAACUAUUUCGCUGAACUCCUCGUUUGUGUUUGGCUCAGCAUUUAAAACAUACCGCAGCAUGAAAGUGUCCUUGGAAGGAUGGAUUGCUUUCGACACUGGUUUCUCGGGAGGCUAUAACAUCAAUAGCCGAAUCAGCGAUCACUUCUCUAUAGUAGCCCCUUUCUGGACACGUCAAAAUGCCACAGUUAAUUGCCACAAUGGUACAAAGCUUCAGGUGCAUGUUGUGAGCUCAACCAGUGAUCCUGACACUUUUCAGAUGAUCAAAAAAGAAGUUUCGCCUUUUGCUGACAAUUUCAACCCCACCGAAGCAGUUGUUGUGACGUGGAGGGAAAUCCGGGAGAGCACUACCCACACAGAGCGUAAUACAUUCCAAGCCGUAGUUGUCAGUGAUGAGUGCCAGUCAUUUGCGAUUUUCAAAUACCCAACUGGUGGAAUUGGUUGGCAUGGCUUUCCAUACCCGGUCGUUGCAGCAGGAGAAACUCUGAAAGCUUCUGGAUCCCGAUCACUAGUCGUGAAAAAUUCAAUCCAUAACCUGACCAAUGGCUGCCGUCAGCAACUGCGGGAGUCACAAUAUUGCCGUACAAAUGUGAAAAAUGUAACUGGAAACUCAACAGCUCUGGGGGUGCUCGUUCAAUGUCCCGCUACACUUGACAUUGUGCAAGUAUUCAAUGUAUUUUCAUUGUCUAGCAAGGGAUCAACUGAUGACAUCCAGUGCUAUGAAUCAAAACCGGUCACUCUACAAGGACUGCAUCUUUUCUCACGGUGCUGCUAUGCUGACAGUAGUGGACAGCUAAUCGAGACUGGUAGCGGAAAACCCUACCAAGGAAUCUCACCAACUGACCAAAACCUUCUCACACGCUGUCAGAAUGCUGGAAUACCGUCCUAUUUCUACAGUAGACGUUUGCAGCCACAGGCAAUGGUAAAACGUGUUGUUGUCCAGCAAAGUAACUGUUUUGGUGACCCUCAUUUGAUCCGGCUGGAUGGCACCGCAUACGAUUUCCACAACGUUGGUGAGUACGUACUUGGAAAUGCCAGCGAGGCCAACUACUACCUGGCUGUUGCCGCUAGAAUGGAAAUUUUCCCCAUGCCCAAUGCUCUCAACUUCACAUCCAUCACCCGUGUAGGAAUUACAAUUGGUCAAGGAUCCAAUACCACCACCAUUGAGGCAUUCGCUAAGACUGGUUCAAAAGGCAUCACUGUUCUCGGCGACUUAACCGAUGCUCAAAUCACUGCAGGUCGUCACAGCAAUUUCGAGUUCAGGAAUGGUGGCUUGGUUGCGUCAGUCGGUGGCUUUAGUGCUAAUAUUACUGUUCAGACGGGCAAAAUCUUGUUGAUUGCUAUGCAACUCCCACAAGCAGCAAACUUUACCGGACUUUUGAAAUCGGAACCAAUGCCUUCUAAUGAGUUCCAAAUUACUGCAGCCACAAGUCCCUUCCAGUAUGCUGGUGCCGAGGAGAACUACACAGCGUUGAACCCACCCGAGCAAGCUACCGUCGGAAAGGUCAACACAUCCCUGGCCACAGGUGCCAUCAACACCACCUGUGGAGGCGAUAGUUCUUGCAUUGCAGACUUCCUCGCCAGUAACGACGCAUCCAUCGCGGUGUCGACUCUUGAAGCCGAGAAAAGUCUCAAGGAAACCAGCACGAGAGUGUCUCGAGUGCCACCUUUGUUAACUGUCAAGUCAUCAUGGCCAAAAGAUGCAGCACUCAGGAAUACGCUGCAGGGUAUUUUUGGACAGAACAGUUCCAUUGCCAUCGAAGUGAACGUCAGCGAAUCUGCCAAGUUGGAAUCGUUUGUUGUGAAGGCGGCCAUAAACUUGACAGUCGAGUCUGAGCUUAGCGGCAAUGUUCUGAACAUCUCUUGGACACCGCCUGCUCGUAGGCUGAGCGGACUGCAACUGACCGUGUCAGCCAACGACAGCAAUGGCCAGUCAGUGGAGAAGACGAUUCCGAUUACACUGUGCGGUUGCCAUGGUACCUGUGAGACACCACCCUCAACGCCUGUGGACGCAUUCAAACAGCUGACGUGUACAUCUUGUGAUGCCGGGCGCACUGGACAGCACUGUGAGGAUGACUUGGAUGAGUGCAGAACUGAACCAUGUGGGAAGCAUAUUGUCUGCGAAGACAAAAAGUUGCCCAUGUCUGGUCACACUUGCACCACCAGGUGCAUCAGUGGGUUUAGAUUGGAGGCUGGAAAUUGCCUCGAUAUCAAUGAGUGUACUGAAAAAAGAAACCACUUCAAACAAUACUGUAUCGCCGAUUCCACCACAUGCUCAAACGUACUAGGAUCUUAUCUGUGUCCAUGCAAGACUGGAUUCACUGGUGCUGGCAACCAAUCCUGUACAGACAUCAACGAGUGUGCUUCGAGUGGCAUGAAUGACUGUGAUGACCCCAACGCUCUCUGCACCAACACAAGGGGAAGUUACAUGUGCUCCUGCAAGCGUGGCUUCAACGGCACGGGCAGGACAGCCGAGAACGGCUGCUUUGACAUCAACGCUUGCUCCAAUAAUGUCCACAACUGCAUUGCCGUUUCGACGUGCUCUGAUCUGGACAAUGGCAAGCACACAUGUACGUGCCCCGACAAGCAACUGCAGACCAGAGACGGCACAUGCGAUGUCGAGCCCACCUUCUCGAAGACCUUGACCAGUCACGAGGUGACAGUGGGUGACACUGCCACGUUUGUGUGCGGCUUCAUUGGUUUGAUUCGCGGCGGUGCUACGUGGCUGGACAACAAGGAUGUCGUUAUAAAACAUAGCGAACUAUAUAAGCUGACAACCAAGAGCUCUAACAUCACAACCACCACAACACUAAAGUUCGAGGUCACCUCCACGGAUCAAGCAGGCACGUAUACAUGCCGUGGUGGGAACAGCCGUAAAACUGUUUCUCAAGCCUACAAACUAGAUGUCAACCCUGCGCCUUCCACCGGAAUCGGCAACGGAACCUUGAUCUAUAUCAUUGCCGGCAUCUGUGGUGGCUUUGCCUUCCUCAUGGUUGUGGGUGGCAUAAUCAUAAUAUGCAAGAGGAAACAUCUGGCUCAGGGCUACAAGAUGAGGGGCGAGAAAGCUAGAGCAAGUGGUGUGGAGAUGAAGGCUGCUUUAUCUGCUGCUUCCUUCCAGCCCAGCGUCACAAGCUCCGCCAUCUAGGACUUUGGCGGCUGGUCAAGGUCUUCUUUCCCGUCCUAGUAUAGGAUGCUUUGAAGGGAAGAAAAACUAUGUGUGUAUUUAUGUAUUUUGUUGUAUCCUCCACCGUUCAUCAGUUCCAAUUGCCUAAGGCAAAGAGAGAGAUAAGCUAGAUGUAGAAUGGAUAUGUCCCCGCUCUAGUGUGUCAACAUGAAAUCCAGACUAAAGAUAGUAUUGGCAAAUGUUUUGCAUCCACUUGCUUCUGGCUGUUUGGUGUGAGCUAUUAUUCAUCGCGGUGCUGUGUUGCACAAUAAUUGUGUAUAAAUCAAGAAGCUUACCACCAUUUUCUUGUUCAUCAUCUGCAUUGAAGUAAAAAAAGUAUGUUAUUGUAAAUGCCUCCACCAUGCAUCCGUUCCAAUUGCCUAUGACAGAUAGAGAUAAGCUUGAAAUGAGUCAUUAUGUGUGGCAUGCAGUUGUUUCUGGCUGUUUGGUGUGAGCUGUUAUCUAUUGCGGUGCUGUGUUGCACGAUGUUUAUAAAUCAAGAAAAGUACCACCAUCUUCUUGUUGUGCAUCA